CUAUAUCGGCUGACAGUAUAAAAGGAGUCGUAGCACAUGGUGAAACUUGGGUUCUUUCGCACGAGAAACCCCGCACUUCUUGCCAUUCUGCACUAGUGCACUUCAGAAUCGCUGUAGCUGUCGCGAUCGUGUUGUUGCGUCCAUCGGGUUCUUCUUACGCGAAAAUAACGUUUUCCUUGUACUCACUGCCGCAGUCCGCACUCACCCGACACCGUAAAACAUUUAAAUAAAACCGUAUACCGUUGUUUCCAUUGGCCCCUUCAAACAUGUCCCAAUCGUCCGUGUUGAAAUUAUAUCAAUCUGUAAUUGAAGAUACAAUAAAUAGCUCUCGAGAAUUUUUUGCGGAGGAAGGUAUUGAUGAUCAAAUUUUAAUGGAGUUACGUCAAUCAUGGGAAUCUAAAGUAAUGGCUAGUAAAGCAGUUGAUGCACCACUUCCUCAAGAAAUUACUCAACUUCCUAAAACUGUUACUUCAACUGUUGUUAAACAAACUAAAAGUCAAUAUGCUCCUACAAUAGUCAAUAACUCUGUUCAUCAAUUAAAAAUGGUUCAACAACAAAAAAUACAACAGCAACAACAGCAGCAACAUCAGCAACAUCAGCAAUCACUUCAGCCACAGCAGCAACAACUACCACAGCAACAACAAUUACCACAGCAGCAACAACUACCACAGAAGCAACAACAGCAGCUACAGCUACAGCAACAGCAAAAGCAGCCACAACAGCAACAGUCACAACAGAACACUAUAGUUUUACCUGCAGAUUAUGCAAAUAAAUAUGUACCAAUUCAAAUAACCUUACCAGCUCAGACUGGUUCCCAAGAAACGGGUUCUAGAAUUCUUUCUAUUCAAGUUCCAAGUUCUGCCAUACAAGGAAACAUGCUACAGAGUAUUCUUAGUGGUCCAGUAAUAACUAAUAGUAUGGCAAUGACUACUCCGCUAGCUACAUCUUUUUUACAACAACAUGUCAAUAGUGUACUUGCUGCUCAAUCAAUUUCUAGUGUUCAAAAUGUUGUACAACCAGAAUUUUUGUCAGAUGUUCGAAAUACUCAGCAACAGCAACAACUUCAACAAAAUAAUCAAGCAUUUAUUAGCGGGAAUGUGACUGGUGGUGUUAAAAGAACCAUUGCUCAGAUAGAUGGAGCUAACGAUUCUUCAACAUCAGAUGAUGACGACGAUGAUGAUGAUGAUGAUGAUUUAGAUGAUAUUGGUGAUAAUGAUGAUGAUGAUGAUGAUGAAGACGAUGAAAAAGAUCAGAAUAGUGCUUCUGAUGCUGAGCCAUUGAAUUCUGGUGAUGAUGUAAGUGAUAUUGACAAUGGUGAAUUAUUUGAAACUGAAAAUGUUAUUGUUUGCCAAUAUGAUAAGAUUACUCGUAGCAGGAAUAAAUGGAAACUUUAUUUUAAAGAUGGGAUAAUGAGUUUAAAUGGUUACGACUAUGUCUUCCAAAAAGCAACUGGUGAUGCUGAGUGGUAAGAGGUGAUAUAUUUUGUGUUAUAGUUACAAUAAAUGUUAACUACUCUGUAAUGAUCAAUUGUAUGUUUUAAAUGAAUUGUUCUCAAGUCUUCUUUGAUGUAUAAUAUUAAUUUAGAUUAUUAAGUAAAUUCCCAA
This is a messenger RNA of Melanaphis sacchari, 1604 nucleotides long. RefSeq names its product transcription initiation factor IIA subunit 1 (gene TfIIA-L). The coding region runs from base 267 to 1469 and encodes 400 amino acids. NCBI's taxonomy places the organism in Eukaryota, Metazoa, Arthropoda, Insecta, Hemiptera, Aphididae. The record is from RefSeq and is a predicted model, not a curated record. Gene Ontology annotation, cellular component: transcription factor TFIIA complex. Gene Ontology annotation, biological process: transcription initiation at RNA polymerase II promoter; transcription by RNA polymerase II. The transcript has 7 exons.